Bathycoccus prasinos is the source of this 1374-nucleotide messenger RNA. Its product is annotated as aminotransferase, class V. The coding region runs from base 1 to 1374 and encodes 457 amino acids. Gene Ontology annotation, molecular function: L-serine:pyruvate transaminase activity; L-alanine:glyoxylate transaminase activity. Gene Ontology annotation, cellular component: peroxisome. Lineage: Eukaryota; Viridiplantae; Chlorophyta; Mamiellophyceae; Mamiellales; Bathycoccaceae. The record is from RefSeq and is a predicted model, not a curated record. The transcript has a single exon.
AUGUUACGUCACGCCAGCAAACGCGCUUUGCGUCACUCUGCUUUGUCCGGGACGAAGGCCACGUCGAUGACGCCGAUGAUUUCUGCAAACGUCGUCGGGCAACAACACGUUCCUACUGUCGCGCAACCCUCUUCAGCGAACGCGAGACGAUCGAAACACGAGGAGGCGAAAUCGAGAGACCCGAGAUGCCAACACGAUUGGACGAAACCGUUCCACGCGAGUCCGUUACCCUUGGACGCGGCGGGUGGGCUUUUGGAGUACUCCGUGGUGUACACGGACCGGUCGAUGAACCACAUGUCGAAGCCGUUUUGCGACAUCAUGAAAAAUUUGAACGAAAGUUUGAAAGAGGCGUACAACGCGGCGUCGGUAAUCAUCAUGCCAGGGUCCGGGACGUACGGGAUGGAAGCGGUGGCGAGACAGUGGUGCACCGGGAAGAAGGCGUUGGUUUUGCGCAACGGGUAUUUCUCGUACAGGUGGACCGAUAUCUUCGAGCAAACGAACAUCCCGAGCGAAACUAUCGUGAUGAGAGGACAACCGGUGGAUCCGGAGAACGCGCAGCCGCACUUUGCGCCGGCGCCGAUUGAAGAGGUCGUGAAGACGAUCAUGGCGGAGAAACCGGCGGUGGUUUUUGCGCCGCACGUGGAGACGUCAACCGGUAUCAUCUUGCCGGACGACUACAUCAAGCAAGUCGCGAGCGCGGUGCACGCGCACGGGGGUUUGUUUGUUUUGGAUUGCAUCGCGAGUGGUCACGUGUGGGUUGACAUGAAAGAAACCGGCGUGGACGCUAUUUUGUCCGCCCCGCAAAAAGGUUGGACCGGGCCGGCGUGUUCGAGUGUGAUUAUGCUCGGGGAAAGAGGCACGCACGCGACGAGAAACACGACGAGCACGUCGAUGGUCAUCAACAUGAGAAAGUGGUUGGAAGUCAUGGAUUCGUACGUCAACGGCGGGUUUGCGUACUACACGACCAUGCCGACGGACGCGUUGUCCUUGUUUAACGGAGCCGCGAACGAAACGAAGAAGAUUGGUUUUGAGAAAGUCAAACAAAUGGCGUGGGAUUUAGGCAUGGGCACGAGAAAGAUGAUGGAAUCGAAAGGCUUGAAAUCCGUCGCCGCGCCUGGUUUCCAAGCGCCCGGUGUGGUCGUCUCUUACACCCCGGAACCGAACAUGUUUAACAUCUUCAAGGGUAAAGGGAUGCAAAUCGCCGCGGGCGUGCCGUUUAUGAUCAACGAGCCCGCCGGUAACUUCACCUUCCGCAUCGGUUUGUUCGGUUUGGACAAGGUUGUCAACAAAGACCGAACGAUUAGCAUCUUGGAAGAAAAGUUGGACGAAAUCCUGCCGGAAAUCGAGAAAGCUGAAGCCGAGAAGACGGCUUAA